Messenger RNA from Struthio camelus australis, 3551 nucleotides. RefSeq names its product coiled-coil domain containing 57 (gene CCDC57). Gene Ontology annotation, cellular component: spindle microtubule; centriolar satellite; centriole. Gene Ontology annotation, biological process: microtubule nucleation; cilium assembly; positive regulation of mitotic cell cycle. Lineage: Eukaryota; Metazoa; Chordata; Aves; Struthioniformes; Struthionidae. The record is from RefSeq and is a predicted model, not a curated record.
GUGCACGGCUAAAAAUCACCAGAAAACAACCCAUCAGGCCCUCGAACACCACCCUGUUAAAAUUGGACUAAAUAGGCAUACUUCUACAUCAAUCUUACUCAUCUGGUUUAAUCCAUCAGUAGUUCAUGGCAAUACGUAAGAAUUAAAAAAGCAUUAACCAGAACUAAAUGAACCCUGUCUCUUUAAAUACAGCAGAGAAGACGCGAUUCGUGGAGCCGUGGAGCGAGAAGCCCGUUACUUGGCUCGGCUGGACUGCCUAAACCUCCUUAAGCGCUAAUAAGGAAGUAAUGGAUUUAUAACAGGGUAGCAAAUGGAAAUGGAACUAAAUGAGCUACCUAGGUGGAAAGAAAAAGAAUGCAAAGAGCUACAGGCCUGCAAGUUCUCUUGUCAAAAGACAACACUGCAGAAUGUCAGAAAGCAGCUCCAAGACAUGCGUGAAAAAUUUAACAAGUUAAAAGAAGAUUUUGUCUAUAAUCUGAGAAUUUUAGAAGAGAGAGAUAAAGAGUUAGAACGCUAUGAUGCCAUGGUCGCUCAUCUGCGAACUUCUGAAAAUGCUAAAGAGGCAGAGAUUAGUGAUCUUAGAGUACAGCUAGAUAAACUGGAGCAAGCACUUGUGAAGGAAAGAAAAAAACGAGAGGAACUUCAUUAUCACUAUCAACAAAACCUUGAAGACCAUAAGUUAGAGCUGGAACAGUUUUGCAGGCUUCCUUGCAGGAAAGAAGUCCUUUGGGCCGUAUCCAGCCACAGGAGGACCAGGAUUUACAGCUUAUCAAACUCUAAGAACAGCAACAUAGGUCAUCAGCAUGAGAACUUUGUGAGCCUGAAACGUGUCAUGGAAAGAAAACUCCAAGACCUGGAAGGAGAGCUUGCUGGUCGGAAACAGGAAAUGCUAGCUGAAUUUGAUGCAGAAAUGAAAAGGCGAGAAUGUGAGUUUCGACAGCAGAUGAACAAAAUGGGUAACUUAAUUCUGUCCCAUGAAGUUAAGGUUAAGCUGCUGACCAAAGAACUGGAGGCCCUGAAAGAGGCUGGAAGGAGAGCUGCAGAAUCACUACAAACAGCAGAAACAAUUAAUUUGAAACUGAAGAAAGAGAUCAAAUUCAAGGAUUGGGAAUUUAAAGAUUCUGUAGCUGUGGAAGAUGCUCGACAUGAAGUAGUAGAUCACGCUGCCAAGGAAAAGGCUGCGGUGCCAGCUUCAGCAAAAGAAACUCAAGUCGAACAAUUACAAAAUUUGGAGAAGCAAAUUAGGGAACUGCAAAUAAGACAUCAAAGUCUGGAAACGGAGCUACAGAGAAAAGAAUGGAGUUACAGUGCUUGCUUAAGAGAGAAAGAUGCCCUCAUUGGAAAACUUCAAGAAGAACUUGUAACACUAAAAACAGGCUGGCAUUCUCAUCUGACUGAGAUUUCUAAAGAGUUUGCUUCUAAAGACUUCCAAAUUCAAUCAAUGCAUGAAGAAGAUAAGUUAAUGAGGACAAAAUUGGCCAAGUUCCAGGAAGAUGCAGAAUGGUAUAAACAACAACUGGCUCCAGCAGCUGAGGGAGAAUGGGUUCUGGAACAGAGUAAAACACAAGAAGAACUGGACUGGCAGCAGCGCUAUGAGAAUACUGAAAGAAAUCAGUCUCAGAAAUCAGAGGACCUAAUACAAAGCCUGUCUUCAGCAAGCGAGCAGGUAUGUCUAUGUGAUGAUAAAAGUUCUCUUAGCAAGGAUUUUCCUACCUUGGAAGUACAAAAACUUCAGAAGCAGAAUGACAACCUUCGGGCUACUAUUGCACAAAUGAGGAAAGAAAUGGAGAGUCUUGAUGAGCAGAUGCUACCCUCUCAUCCUCUGACAGAAAACAGACAGCUUGCAGAGCAGGCUAACACUGGCAUAACUACAGAAAUCUCAACACUUACACCAGGUUCAUCAUGCACAGACAAAGUUUCCACUAGAACCACUUUAAACAAUAUCAAAGUGAGCGCUGCUAACUUGGAUUUAAUAGUAAAGCCACACAAAGAAAAGGGGCCAAAAAACAAAGUUCCUCAAGAAAAGAUGGUAGAUCAUGGACAACAGUUGUCUGAUGUAGGGCCUGGUGAUGGUCUUCCAUAUUGGGUGGGUUGCAGUCUACAAGGAAUACGGAAUAAACUGAAGGAAGCAGCGAAAAAAAUCUUGAUUUUAAGCCAAGAGAAGCAGCAGCUAAUUGAAAUGGGAAACAGGCUCAGAGCAGAACUUGGAAGGGUAUCAAAGGAAGGACUUCAGCAUCCUGUUAGCUCUAAGUGCUGCACGGUUUGUGUUGCCUCUGGUAGUCUUUCUCCAAGAGAGCUUGUCAAAAGAGUACAGUGUCAGCUUUCAGCUUUAAAGCAUCUACAGUACAAGCUUGCAACACAGGUUCAGCUAGAUUCCUCUAUUGAAAGUUGUUGGCCAGAGCAACAAAAGGCAUGUACAUCCUCAGAGCUCAUUGAAAGUCAGCCACUCAGGGAGAGUCCUAGUCGAGCCCAGCAGGUCUGGCUUUCUUCAUCUAGAACGCAUAGUUCCUGCCAAGAUAUUUGGCACGCUUUAGAAAUGGGAUCAAGCCCUUCUAUUCUCAGUCCUCAAAACAACACUGGCCGAGGAGUGGAGUUUGAAGUGAUAGAUAAAACUGAGAUGCCUGAAGAAUCUCAGCAAAAUAUUGAAGCCAAGGAUAAAGUUGAAAUGCCAGCUACACUUUUGACAGUCACAGGAACCAAGUUGGAAGUUCAGCAGAAGUUAAAAUCCAGGAAUUUGUCUUGUGCUCAUCCCAUAAAGCCAAAAAAAUUCUCUUCCAACAUGGCAAAAAUCCGUAACUACAACAUUAAAGACUGAUUUCUUUGUUGGCAGCAAGUUUCAUGUCCACACUUGCAAUUUAUUUAUUUUUAAACCCAUGAAUCAGAUUUAAAUAUUGGCUUUGGUGUUCAUUUUUAUAUGCAAAGUUGGGAUAUUUGGGGCCGAAAGAGCGAACAAAUGCUCUGUUUCAUGCUGCAAGCUAAAAUAAAGGAUUAAUCUGCGUACGUGAUAAGAUUAUCAUCCUUACUGUUAAUACUGAUUUAUUUUAAUUAUAUAUGUUAAAUAUUGCUUGCAUCAUGGAUUUAGAAAUGCCCAGUUAAUACACAUGUAAAUCCUUUUGCCUUUAGACAAAGCUAGCAGGUCUUUAGCAAAUAUUUUGUUGAGAAACUGUAGAGGUGUUUUAAGCUUAGAAGUGGGAUGCGUCAACCUACUUGUUUUCUUAUAAUUAACAAUGCAACCGUUAAUCCUGUGCAGCUCUCUUUCCACUUGAGAGAAAGGUAGUUGAAAAGAUUACACCUGAAUUUGUAUUGUAUCUCAUCUUCUGUAGUUGUUUCCACCUCCUGAGAAAGAGUAUACAGUCAAAAAUCUAUCAUCACACCAUAAUACUGUUUUUCUUUAACAAGAGAUUUCACAAAGUUUAGAGCAGCGAAGAACAUGUUCAUUAGUAACACUUAGAACCUUUCAGAAGCGCUAUAGGAAAUAAGUCUUAAAACAGAUGAAGCUAAAAGAAAACUUGAGUGAGUUGUGAUGGAAUGAGGAAUACCUGUGUAGUUAU